AUGGUACAUGAUGCAACACCUUACAUAAAGAGAGGCGCAUUCAAUAUAGAAGGCGAAGAGUAUAACCGCCAGAUUACUUUCCCCAUCUUCUGUCCAUACUGCCAUAACUUGACAAACAACUACUCAAUAGCCUCUAUCCAGUCCUGGCUGAUCGUGUUCGCCAGCAAGCUUGGAGAAAAGUUCCCUGUACGAACGCCCCCCAUGACCUUCACAAGUGCUGUGACUGCAAAUGCCUCUGGGACUCUAUGUCAUCUCUUCCCCUCCUUCUCUGUUUGUCCUCAUAUCCGCACUUUCAUCGGCGAAGGCCGCGCCGUGCCUCCUUUGCCGGCGCAGGUUACGCAGCCAGGCCAGGACCAUCUCCUCUCAAAAUAUAACCGGUGGGCGCAAAGAGCAGUGCAGGUUCGUAACCCAGGGCCAGAAGCCGGUGUUCUCAGUGGUUCCUCACCAUGA
Messenger RNA from Colletotrichum lupini, 450 nucleotides. RefSeq lists its product as uncharacterized. The record is from RefSeq and is a predicted model, not a curated record. Lineage: Eukaryota; Fungi; Ascomycota; Sordariomycetes; Glomerellales; Glomerellaceae. The coding region runs from base 1 to 450 and encodes 149 amino acids. The transcript is spliced from 4 exons.